This is a messenger RNA of Oncorhynchus tshawytscha (Chinook salmon), 4974 nucleotides long. RefSeq names its product islet cell autoantigen 1 (gene ica1). The transcript has 14 exons. Gene Ontology annotation, molecular function: protein domain specific binding. The record is from RefSeq and is a predicted model, not a curated record. Gene Ontology annotation, biological process: regulation of transport. Gene Ontology annotation, cellular component: Golgi apparatus. The coding region runs from base 158 to 1672 and encodes 504 amino acids. Lineage: Eukaryota; Metazoa; Chordata; Actinopteri; Salmoniformes; Salmonidae.
ACAUGACGUCAUCGACCAUUCUGCGCAAGGAUUGUAUUCAACAGAAUGAGCAGCUGGUUACGCUGUGUAGCCUACAGUCAAUAAUAGUAGAAUACAUGUAUGUACGUUGUCUAUAGCUGAAUGGUAGGCUAUCAACACAGCAAGGUAACCUGACAAAAUGGAGAGGGGAAAUUACGGUGGCUACUCCCGGGAGUAUUUUGACCGCUUUAUUGAAAGCCAAGACUCAUCUGUUGUGAACAAGUUCCAGCAAAAGUACUGGAAAACCAAACAGAAGAUCAUCAAGGUCACGGGAAAGAAAGAGGACGAACAUGUCGUGGCAUCAGACGCAGACCUGGAUGGCAAACUGGAGGUGUUUCACUCUGUCCAGAGAACGUGCAUGGAGCUAUUGAAGGUGAUCGAGCAGUACCAGAGAAGAAUCUGCUUUCUAUCCCAGGAGGAGAAUGAGUUGGGGCGGUUCCUGCGCUCACAGGGCUCCCAGGACCGGACCAGGGCUGGGAAGAUCAUGCAGGCUACUGGGAAGGCCCUCUGCUUCUCCUCCCAGCAGAGGCUGUCUCUGCGUAGUCCUUUGUCUCGCCUCUACCAGGAGGUGGAGACUUUCCGAUACCGGGCCAUCUCUGACACCUGGCUGACGGUGAACCGCAUGGAACAGUCCAGGACGGAAUACCGUGGAGCACUGCUCUGGAUGAAGGAUGUAUCCCAGGAGCUCGAUCCAGACACACACAAACAGAUGGAGAAAUUCCGCAAGGUCCAAGUGCAGGUGCGAACCACUAAAACAAGCUUUGACAAACUGAAGAAUGAUGUCUGCCAGAAAGUCGAUUUAUUAGGAGCCAGCCGCUGCAAUCUGCUUUCUCAUGUUUUAACCACAUACCAGACCACCCUGUUGCACUUCUGGGAGAAGACGUCUCACACUAUGGCUGCCAUUCAUGAGAGCUUUAAGGGCUGCCAGCAUUUUGAGUUCUCUACAAUCAAGAGCCUCCAAGACCCCAUGGAUAAACUGUCAUCUCAGGGAUCGAAGAAAAAGAGGGAGAAGAAAGUCCAAACAAAGACAGAUCUUGAGGAGACUGCAGAUGGCCAACUUAUCUCAAUAGAUCCCAAUGAAGAGUCUAAUGAAGAAGCUCAAACCAAGACACCUUCUGGACAAUUCUUUGAAGACAUCGACCUUAAUAGACAAAUGACAGGGCCUGAGGAUCUUCUCUCAGCCUUCUCUCGUCAGGAGCAGGAGGAGGGUGGAGAGAGGGACAGCAUGGCCUUGUUGAAUGAGAUUCUGGGCAGCACGUCUCUGGAUGAGGGCGAGUUCUCACAGGAGUGGCAGGAGGUGUUUGGUAAGGGGGACCAGGGGAGCGGAGCCACUAGUAGAGGGGGCCUAGUGGGACCCCAGCAGGAGGAAGACUCCUCCAUCUUCCUCCCAUCUCACCUCCUGGACCAGAACAGGAACAACCUCCAAUCUUCUCUCUCAGAUUGGGCCACGAGCAUUCCACAGCCCAUCUCCCAGGCAACAGCGCAAUCAUCUGGAGCCAAUCAGAACCCCUCUAGGCCAGCAGCAGUGAGAGAGACUUCAGAGACCGCCAAAGACCUCUCAGCCUGGUUCAACCUGUUCGCCGACUUGGACCCUCUGUCGAACCCAGAUGCAGUAGGCAGGAGUGGGCAGGAGCAUGAGCUUCACAACGCAUAGACCUGCGACGUGAUUCACAUCCAGGGCAAGCUCCUACGCUAUAAGUUAGCAUAAUGCACAACAAGGUCAUGGUUAUUUUGCUGUUAACAUCUGUUCUAGGGUCAUCUCUUUCUCAACCCCCGACCUACUCCUUACCAUUGAGUUAAACAACAAUUUUACCCUGGACCAGCUGUUAGAGGCAUUUACUGUACAAGUGGUAUCAAUCAAUUGAGCUUGAAAUCAAGAAUUCCAAAAGAAAACAAAUGUUAUUUGUGUCUGUUUUAACAUGAUUCAUCAAUGUUUAUAAGUUAAGUUGUCAGAGCGGGUAGAUGCUUUCAACAACCAAAGGAUGUACGAUUAGAUUUUUCAGAAUUAUUGCCUUGUCAUUUGGGUAUACCUGUAAGCUUUCUGGUGGUGACAAUGAGGCCUUUACACCCAUCUCAACAAUAGGAAAAUCAGUAUACAGUAUGAAAGGGUAAAAUAUGUAUCAGUUUUGUCUGAUCGAUCAUACAUUUAUUGCAUGUUUUGUGUAUUCCUUAUUUAGUUGUGUGGUUGUACUCACGAUAUGUUAUUGUCAACAGUAACAUAUCUAACAUUUGAUUUGUUUGAAAUACACUGUCUUUAGGGCCUGGAAUAUAUUCAAGGUGUGUUAUAGAGCAGCGCACUAGACAGCUGACAAUGCACCUUUUUAAAAGGCAUUUUCUCAGACGUUUGUGGAAAUUCUAUUCAUGGUAACCACUGCACAUGUCGGCUCCAGCGUAAAGGACCUUAGUCUGUUCUAUUGCGCUGGUCUAUAACACGCCUCAGAUUGCAUCCCAGCCUAGGUGUACAUUUAUUAACUAGCUGCACUUUCAAGUACACAAUCUGUAUUCUAUUGCUUGGAGAGCAACCUAUGGAAGAGUGGAAAAUGUGCAUAACACACAUUCUAACCUGCAUAAAAUACAUAUGUUGUAAUUGGUGACUGGUUUUAAGCUUGUAAUCAAAAUGAUUAGAAUUAUUUUAAUUGUGGAGUGCUGAAAAGUGUGCAUUUUGAUUGUCAUUCAAAAUUUGCUAAAUGAGACUAACUUAUUAGAAUUAAACUUGCCAUUGUUUACAUUAAAAGCCUUGUUUUAUUCCUGUUAUCUUAUGUAUUGUUGCUUUAUUUGAAUGCUGCAAAGCUAUGCUAUUGUUCCUCUAUUGUCAGGUUACAACUACCACAAGACUAUUUCCUCUUUGGUUUAUUAGCUUUGAAUACAUAGUGGGAUGUGUGCAUUCUCUCAACUGACAGAAUUUCUAAUCGCACGAUGAAUCCCUGAGGCAUAUGCUGUCACUGUGGGCUUCCUCUGAACCAUGAAACUGAACUAAUAAGCCAGGUUGAGGGGUUCAAGGGCUCGAUUAAAUCCGUAUCGCUGAAGUUCAGCGCUAUAGCACCCUUUGAAGUAAAAUGUCAGAUUGAGACGACAUAUGCAGCGUUUACCGUGAAUGCAGUCUCCGCGAACGCAGGAACGUUGCCGUUAAAUUACAUUUAUGCUAUAGCUCUGAACUUUGGCAAUAAGGACUGAAUCUAGUGCCUAGUCUCGCUUGGCCAGCCUUCCAAAAUCCUGUCUUGUUGGAAGCCUGGGCUUAAUAAGCGAAAGGGGUUCUAAUACAUCUAAAAUAAUAUGAAGCUAGUGCUUUAAAAAAUAGACAAACAUCAAGUGUGUUUUUUAUUGCUUACUUUAUUGUAAAAACACAAGGUCUACAUAUAAAACAUGAAAUACACAGGCAUGAAAUAUUAGUGCCGAACAUGGCAAGCCUUGCUGAACUCUGAAAAUGUUAGUAUAAUUUCAAACUAGUCAUCGAGCAGCGGUCAUCUUUACCGACAAAAUAUACAUCUAGGUUUGGGAGGAUUGUGUUGCAUAUGUUUGUUUGUUUUGCAAAUGGUUGUCUGUUUUUACUUAAAAUACUGUCAUAAUUUUUUAAUAUUAUUGCCAAGGGGUUUUAACGUAAUGUACUGAAGAUACAUAAUACAAUUAGGGAAUGGAUUCAAUCCGUAUCGUAGAAGUAUCGGGGGAGGCCCACAUUAUAGCUCGAUUUAAAUUUAAAGGCAAUAAUUCCAGCGGUACAUCCGCGACAAGGAUUGAAUGCAGCCCUUGUACAGUUUCAUGAAAUAUUUUACUCCAUAUUGAACAUCAAAUCAAACACUAGGAUACUCAUAGUUGAUUUGCUUUACAUUUUAUAUAGUACUGUGUAAUAUUAUAUAGUGAUUAUCACGCCUGGAAUUAAGUGCUUUGAAAAUCUCAUUAGCCUCAAUGUUAAUUCCGAAUAUGACAGAAUUAUAAGUGUUUGUUGAUUGCUUAUCUAUUUCGUAUUAAAAAAAGUAACUUUUGGCUUUGGUUUUUUGCUAAUUUCUUUUUUUGUUGAUGCUGAAAAAAAUGUUUUGGGCUAGAUUCUAUCAGAUGCGCACUGGCCAACACCCGCAGUGGCAUUAUACCUGAAGUGGACAUUGCCAUUGGCUUCUUGGAGAAGCAUUACGAGAAAUCCCAUGUAGCCUUGUUUACAAGUUCGAUCACUGGAAUGUGAGACGUAAUCUAUACCUCGAUUAGGCUGAUAGAAUUCCUCAUUUUAUUGAAUGAUAUUCAAUUAGAGCGUCAUUAUUUCUAUAUAGCCUACACUUUCUCUUUCUGAACUUCUAAUGCCAGAGGGACGGCUGUGGCAAUGAUUACAGAAGCAGCUGUUCACUGAUUUGACAACUUCAACGCAAUAACAACUGACACCGCCAAAACUCAAAGCACCGCUGGUUAACACUUAAUCCGAUUGAAUCUAGGCCUUAUUUUGAUCUAUUUUAUUGGUUAAAUGUCAUAGCUCAUAUUUAAUCAAUUUCAUCAGGUUGAACAGGCUGUGAAAGACAAUACUGCUGAUAUCUUGGAGCUACAAUAAAUAACCUCUGGAAUGUCUCUUAAGCACUUGACAGAUUCCCGUGCACCAAGUUAUCAUUUCUAUCGAUGGCAAUCUAAUAUGUUGUGUUGAAAGAUUAGAAUCAGCACUUGUAUAAAGACUAUGGAAUGUCUUUGGAGUAAUGUCAUGAAUGAACCAUAAAAGGCAACGUCAAAGUUCAUGCUUGAGUAGUAGUACAUUCCAAAUAACCUGAGUUCAUUGGCUAUUCAGGGGACCUGAAACAAGGCUAUGUGGGGACACUGUGCUUUGUAGCUGGCUGUUUGGUCACUUUCAGAUCGUCUUUCUUCAGAUUUUUGUCAUGCGUUUACAUAAACUGGAUUGAAACCUGAAAUAAGUGUAAACAUUCAGGGAAAGGUGGAGCCUUGUAUUAUAACUGUACGACAUCCCAAUAGGGUUUUCAAUAUAAA